Messenger RNA from Chlorella variabilis, 757 nucleotides. RefSeq lists its product as hypothetical. The record is from RefSeq and is a predicted model, not a curated record. The transcript is spliced from 4 exons. Gene Ontology annotation, biological process: translation. Lineage: Eukaryota; Viridiplantae; Chlorophyta; Trebouxiophyceae; Chlorellales; Chlorellaceae. Gene Ontology annotation, cellular component: large ribosomal subunit. Gene Ontology annotation, molecular function: structural constituent of ribosome; RNA binding. Bases 7 to 723 code for a protein of 238 amino acids.
CCCAAGAUGUCCCGCCGCUUCGCAGAGCAGCUGGCCAAGGUGCCUGGUAAGGAGACGGCGCUGCCGCCACCCGAGGCAAUCAAGCUGUGCCUGGACACAGCCAGCGCCAAGUUCACAGAGACCGUGGAGGUGCAUGCCAAGCUCAACAUCGACCCCAAGUACACCGACCAGCAGCUGCGCGCCACCGUGUCGCUGCCCAAGGGCACAGGCACGUGGGACAGCAGCAAAUCGCUGCGUGUGGCGGUAGUGUGCCAGGGUGAGAACGAGAAGCUGGCGCGUGAUGCUGGCGCCGACUUUGUGGGCGCCGAGGACCUGAUUGAGACCAUCGGCGGCGGCAUGAUGGACUUUGACAAGCUGGUGGCCACGCCCGACAUGAUGCCCAAGCUGGCCAAGCUAGGACGCGUCCUGGGCCCACGCGGCCUGAUGCCCAACCCCAAGGCGGGCACUGUGGCGACCGAUGUUGCCGCGGCUGUGAAGGACUUCAAGGGCGGCAAGGUGGAGUACCGCGCCGACAAGGCGGGCAACGUGCACCUUGGGUUUGGCAAGGCCUCCUUCAGCCCUGAUGACCUGCUGGAGAACCUGAAGGCCGUGCAGGACAGCAUCGACGCCAACCGGCCCAGCGGGGCCAAGGGUGUGUACUGGAAAAGCAUGACGGUGUGCACGACCAUGGGCCCGGCUGUGCGCGUGUCGUACUCGGCUCUCAGGGACAUGAAGAGCGAGUGACCUUUAUGCACACUUGUAAAAGCUGGAAGAGCGG